GUUAUGCACUCCAUCUUUUAUCUAACACCAUCCAAAGAGAGCCUCAAGUUAUGCAAAGGGAGUUAAACUUGGAUUUUUUUCAGAUGACCAAGGGAGAAGGGGAGGAUUGAUAAAUAUAGAAGACCGACUAAUGACUGGUAGUAGCUUGAUCUUUACAAACUCUCUUUUUAUUUCCUGCAGGGUUUCUUACAAAUGCGCUGGUCGCGCUUUGCCCGUGUGGUUUUCACUCGUUCCUUCGCCAUUCUUCCCACUGUCUUUGUCGCUGCCUUUAGGAAUGUAGGAGAUUUAACAGGCCUCAACGACCUUCUAAAUGUACUCCAGAGCAUUCUGCUACCUUUUGCAGUCAUACCUGUUCUCACCUUCACCAGCAUGGAGCCUCUCAUGAAGGAUUUUGUCAAUGGGAUCAUUGGAAAAUUUAUAAUGAUCCUGAUCACCGGAUUAAUCUGUGCAAUCAAUUUAUACUUCGUGGUGACAAGCAUCAUAAGUUUGAACUACCUGGCCUACUAUAUUGGCAUAUCUUUCGUGCUCCUUGCUUACGUUGCUUUCGUCUGCUACCUGAUUUGGACCUGUCUCAUUUCACAUGGAGCUGUCUUCCUAACCCGUGGGCCCCAUACUCGGUUCAGUUAUGGACUACAAUGAUAGUACAUCCCACUCAUCGCCACUGGAAGCUGAUGAAUCAUCACUAUGUCUCCCCAACAAAACAGGAAGCAGCUGCUCUUGGGGAUCUGCCAGGAAGCAAAGGUGUCAGAAGCAGAGUUUCUGUUGGCAAAGGAUGGACUCCAGCAUCAGUAGUGAUCACUCAGCACAGCGCCUGCCUUGCAGGCCAAAAGUUCCAGAGAAAAUUUCUGGCAUUCCUAAAGAACCUUCAGACUUGGAAUGGCUGUGGUGUGACUUCCAAAGAGGGUUUAAGACUUGAUGCAUUCUUGUUUUUUAAUCCUGAUGACAUGUAGCAAGUUGGGGGGAGGGGGGCAGUGUAAAGAAAGAACUAUAAAGUAUUCUAGAUACUCAUGACCAAAUGUGCACACCGUCUACCAGCUUCAGACCCAGAUCGGCUUUGUGUGGAACAUCAAGGCAUCCACCUUAGUAGUGGGUGGGGAACAGUCUUUUUGGGGGGGAGAGGUGGGUUUAGGAGCUUAAGGAAUGAGGGUUUGGUUCCACCAUUGGUGGGGGCCACACAAAGGAAUGAUGGAAGAAUGCACACAUCCCUUUGGUUCUACUUUUGCACCAUUGCUUUAGACCAACGGUUCUCAACCUGUGGGUCAUGACCCCUUUGGGGGUCGAAUGACCCUUUCACAGGGGUCACCUAGGACCAUCCACCUCCACCAGCAUCGCCCAUGCUCAGGAACACGUCCUGAAGCAGCAGGUGCAUGAAGAGUGCUGGGUGGCGAAGCAGCCUCCUCCUGGCUCUGGGCGCAACCCAGAUGCCGCCCCGCCCAGUCUCCACACCAGGGAAAGGCCGAGCCACUGAAGGGGGAGAGAGACGGGUUAUUCUGGAUCAGCCUUGGCUCCAACGGAUGUCCGAUGCCUGCACAGGGGCUCGAAGGUGCCUGGAGAACAGGAGACCGGCGGGGCAGUCAGGCCAUCCGCUUCAGCUGGCGGGAUGGGCUCUCGCCCAAGCAGGCACAUGCCAAGAUUAAAGCCGCCUUGGGCCUGGACGCUGCCUUUGCCGCCCCCGCCGUCAUUCCUGUCCUGUGGGCUAAACUGAGCUCGUAGGCUUUUUGGCCCCCAGGAAGGGCUGGCAGGAGAGAUCGGAGGGGAGGACAGGCCCCACCCACCCAUUCCUUCCGUCCCAAGGAAUUCCACUCAGGACAGAAGCACAGUUCGAUGUAGCUGAAGCCUCUGUUUAAAAUCCCAUUUAAAGAGCAGCAUCUUAAUAUGUGUUAAAUCGGUUGAGGGAGGAAUGGAAAGAAAGAAAGAAAGAAAGAAAGAAAGAAAGAAAGAAAGAAAGAAAGAAAGAAA
This is a messenger RNA of Thamnophis sirtalis, 1959 nucleotides long. The record is from RefSeq and is a predicted model, not a curated record. NCBI's taxonomy places the organism in Eukaryota, Metazoa, Chordata, Lepidosauria, Squamata, Natricidae.